AUGACGAGUGGGCCUGUUGUCUCGGCACAACAUGAGUCAACACUCCAGAAGCUGAAUGCUAUCUUUGAAGCUUUCCUGACUCGCAUGGAAGAAAGAGGGAGGGCACCUUCCACACCUCUAAUCGACUGCGAACCUAUCAAAGACCAUGUGGGGGUUCCUGCUGGCUCCACGGAUCUUGAUGCGGUGAGUGGAGAGGAACCAGUGUUUGAUUACUCCUGUCUCGACACUUAUGAUUAUACAGACCCACAUGGUGCUCCUGCUCCCACAUCGACAGGAGAUCGACAACAGGCGCAGGAAAACAUUCCUGCCAGACACCCACUCCUGUCCUCUCAAGAUGGUGGCAGUGCGUUGCUGGAGAUCGGAAGUCUUCAUGAACAGGCCUCAGCGCAUGUUAUGCUGGAUGUAGUUCCAGCAGUUCGGGUGUUGGAGGCCCAGCAGUUCGGGUGUUGGUUGAACCGAGUAGCCCGGGGGACUUCCUUGUGCCAUAUCUAA
This is a messenger RNA of Pelobates cultripes (western spadefoot toad), 492 nucleotides long. Lineage: Eukaryota; Metazoa; Chordata; Amphibia; Anura; Pelobatidae. The record is from the annotation of a GenBank genome assembly.